AACUGAAACAAAAGACGUUCAAGGAAAACGACGUUGCAUUCACUGGUCGCGUGAUUCCACCCUGGAACGCCAACGCUGCCGCUCCGUUUAACACAAAUUCUCGUUUAUGCUCUGCACCUGGCAACUGGUACACCGACGACAAGGUUUCAAGGCGGUCCUCGCCGGGCCAGCAGUUGAGGUUCUCGUGGGUUCUGCGUACCAAGUUUGACCAUGUUCACCUUAUGCGGCUGCGAUGAUGACUCGUUUGAGGAGGAGGAGCGAAGACAAAGGAGAGUCGCUAACAAACAAACAUUUCAAGCUCAAGGCCCACAGAAACAGAAUGCGCCCUUGAAAAUGCCUCCUUCAGAGGGUGAACUAGUACCGGAGUUCUCUGUCCCUCCUCAGGGUCUGGAACAACAGCCGCUCGGAGCCGGCACGGCAAGCAAUGCCUCGAUGAAAACUGCAAAUUACUGCGGUAUGUUAGAGCUCGGCGGAAGCGCUACUUCCUGUUCAAAGAAACGAAGCGUGGACUCAGCUGACGUCAUCAAGCAACCACUCGUCUCUCCCGGCAUUCCUGAAAAUUGGGCGGCAGCUGAUGACGCGGCGGACGGUGGUGCUGGCGGUCUCGACAUUCCUGGACACAUCGGUGGCAGCAGUUCCAUAUCGGAUCUUCCUUUCAGGCGACGAAGUUCAUCGUCGACCAACGAGUCGCCUUUGUCAACGUCCUGUUCGUCUGUUAAAAAAGACAAGGAGAAAGUACGACAACCCGAGGAACGGGAUAGCGGACAGUGUUCGUGCCCCAUGUAUGAGCUGGACGUAACCCUCAGUCACGUCACUACGCGUCCACGGGAAAAUCCACCGACCAACCGUCUACCUUCAACGACAGUAAAAGAUAGCGAAGAGAAAAUGGGGCUUCAGGUGAUAACAACGGAGACGGUCACUCGACGGCAGUACACAUACAAUGUGGACGUAGAAUUACCGAAAGGCAUGCGCGUCAGUCCUCGGGGGAAGCUGGUGCAGGACCAAGGGGCGUCAGCGGGCGAGGCACGCGUCGAUUAUCAACCGUACUGCCCUCCUCUGGGGUACGUGCAGCAAAGCGAGCUACCGCAAUACAUUCCUGCGUCGUACGGUCCAAAUUUCUGGUCACCAGAAACGGGAUACCAGCCAUAUGCCGAAUCGUUUAUUCCAAAUGACGGCGAACACAAUUCAAUGAACGCUGCAAGUAAGAACCGCCAUUGGCAGCAAGUGCCCCGCAAUCCGUCACGACCUGGUGAACAUUUUUCCGACUCAAAGGCAGACCUGUCGGUGUUCCAAUGCGCUUGCAACGUGGAAAUUGGCAGGAGCAAUGGACGGCAUGGGGUUGAACAGGGAACUGAUGAACAUCCAAAUCUAAUACGGGCAGAGUUCGCAUGCAUUGGGUGUGGAGUGUUCAAAAUGUACCUAGUUUGCAAGCUUUGCUACACGAAAAACAAAAUUCGCUACUGUAAAGAGUGCUCUGUGUAUGCAAAAGUUGAGAGCCGUGAGGACAUUCCACUGCAGUGGCGAAACAACGGCUCCACGAAACAAAUUUUUCUAGACCCAAUAGAACGUCAGGUAGAGAAUCCACAAUAUGGUCAUAAUCAAUCUAAUGGUAACCCAGGAUCAGAGCAACGACGACCGUUUCAAAGAAAAAUCGCCGUUCAUUGCAAAAGUAAUACGGAGAUAAAUGGAGAACAAACAGGUUAUGAUGUCUUUGGACAAGCCCAACAAAACGUGUCUACACCUAUGUCCAAAUACCAGUAUCAACCGCAAGUGUAUCAGGAUCCACGUGUCCCAAUAUACUCGAGUGAAGCUGGACAGAACUACGCGACAAUGCCUACGGGAGGACUCCUUGUGUCUUCCGUUCCAGGGUAUUCCCGACGGACAUCUCGCGGCUACCACAUUCCUUGUUUUCAGGAUCAGAAAAAAGUUCCCACACUGCUGUACCCCAACCAGACUAUUCAGGAGUAUGAAUUUCCACCGCACGCCGCACCUCCCCUACCAACAUAUGAAUGCCCUCCAACUGUGGACUACCGCGCCCAGCCUCCCACAAGGCAUGCAGCAAUACCACAAGAGAACGCGAACCCAGCAUAUAAGAUGAGGCCUGCGCCUUCUUCGCCGUCGAUAGCAGGGCGAACAACACAGUACACUGAUGAGAACUACAAAGGGAAUCCUGCUCCAGGACCUGGAAUUACUGUCGAUGUUCAAGUAAAAAAUGUAAUGCCAAAAUCAUCAGGUCGCCGCCAACAAAAUAGCAGCACCAAUACAUCGACUUCAAGUGCAGCAAAAACAUCGAGGCGGUCUUCGAGUGCCCAAAGGAAUAAGAGAAAUAAGAGUUCCAGCGGUGCCAAGUCCACAACUGGUUGCAAGCGAUCGACCACGACCGACAAUACGAGCAAUGGACGAAGUACGGCUUCGCCAAAACCACCUCAGUUGUGAACUGCGCGGUGCUCGGGACAGCUACUAAUACGAUACGUCACAGAAGUGCAGCUGAUAACAAUAAGUUGUAUACACUUUGCAAAUCGUGGAUUACAAUGACCCUAAUAACUUU
Ornithodoros turicata is the source of this 2548-nucleotide messenger RNA. RefSeq lists its product as uncharacterized. NCBI's taxonomy places the organism in Eukaryota, Metazoa, Arthropoda, Arachnida, Ixodida, Argasidae. The transcript has 4 exons. The coding region runs from base 211 to 2436 and encodes 741 amino acids. The record is from RefSeq and is a predicted model, not a curated record.